CCCAAGCGACUCAGAUCGGCGGAGAUAUACCCCUAUAUAUAUAUAUAUACAUAUACAUAUAGUCAUCGGCGAUAGUCAAAGUCGAAUAGCGAGGGCCGCCAGCUAACCAGCUAACGGCACACUCGAGACGAAAGACAGUCGAUAAGAUUAACGUCAACUUAAUUAAAACCCUUCGAAAAGAAAAGAAAAGCCAGGCACCAAAGAAGCGAUCGAUCGAUCGAUCAAACAACCGAUCCCAUCGUAACUCGACCAUACACUUCUAGCCUUAGAUAAUAGCCAAUAGUCGAGUGGCACUCGUUGCAAGUGAUUUGUGAUUGUGUUUCUAAAGCCCUGGGAAAAAAAAUCAGUGUGUGUUUCAAGUUGGGCAGUGCCAAGAGAUACCCUAGAAAACAAGAGCUCACAACGGAAACGGAUUCAGAUACAAGUGCAGGAUGUACGUGGCCAACACCACGGGCGGCCUAAUGCUGCAGACCAUGUUGUACCUGGCCAAUCACACCAGCCGGGCGGCGGUCAACACGCUGGUGGACCUGCCACCAGCUCCCAAAAGUGACAUCAACGAGGUGAAAUGCUUCGGCGUGUACGGCUGCUUUCCGAUCAAUGGACCCUGGAACACGGUGACCCGUUCCAUAAAUGUGCAUCCGCAGAAGCCCUCGGAGAUUGAGCCACAUUUCACGCUGCACACGCGCAGGGCACUGGAUCAGCCCAAGUAUCUGGAUCUCAAUGAUCCGGAAAGCGUCCAGGGCAUGGGUAUGGAUCCCAAGGGCAAGAUAUUCCUGCUGGUCCAUGGCUAUCUGGAGUCCGGUGAGAUACCCUGGAUGUGGGACAUGGCCAAGGCGCUGCUCGCCCAUGAGCCCGAGGGUCGGGCAGCUGUGGUGCUGAUCGAUUGGGGCGGUGGCGCCAGUCCGCCGUAUGUCCAGGCGGUGGCCAAUAUCCGGCUGGUGGGCGCCAUCACCGCCCAUGUGGUGCACAUGCUGUACGAGGAGCUGCGUCUGCCGAAUCUGGACAAUGUCCACAUCAUUGGCCACUCACUGGGCGCCCAUCUGUCCGGCUAUGCUGGCUAUCACCUGCAGCACGACUUUGGUCUGAAACCGGCCAGGAUAACCGGUCUGGAUCCGGCUGCUCCACUCUUCACCGACACCGAUCCCAUCGUGCGGCUGGACAAGACGGAUGCCCACUUUGUGGACAUUGUGCACACGGACGCCAAUCCACUGAUGAAGGGUGGACUGGGCAUCAAUAUGCGAUUGGGUCAUGUGGACUUCUUUCCCAAUGGUGGUUUCGAUAAUCCCGGCUGCAACAAGAAGUUCCAGGAUGUGGUCAAGAAGAAGACGCUCUUCCUGACCAUGCAGGAGUUCCUCGGCUGCAAUCACAUUCGCAGUCAGCAGUACUUCACGGAAAGCAUCGGAUCGCAGUGUCCUUUCCUUGGAAUAACCUGUGAUUCCUUCGAGAGCUUCAAGGACACGAAGUGCACCAGCUGCGAGGAGCCGGGCCACACGUGCCUGCGAAUGGGCUACCACAGCCAGGAGGAUUACCAGGAGCAGGUGGAUCUCGGCCAGCUGCAACAGGGCGAUUCACCAGGAGUCUUCUACCUGUGGACCGGCGAUAGCAAGCCCUUCUGCCGCCUGCACUACAGGAUAACAGUGCGGGUGUCCGGACACGACGAGAGUACUCUGCAUGGCGGCGAGGUGGGCAUCCUGUCCAUUCAGCUCCACGAUGCCCUGGCGAAGAUGGGUGGCAAAAAGGAACGCGCUGCCACGGAGCUGAUGAAGUUCUCCCAGAAGGCGAUGUACUUUGAGCCGGGCUAUGAGUACAAAGCCUUGGUGGCCGGACGCAAUCUCCGGGAGCCGGAGUACGCGACUGUGAAUUGGGAGUACCCCACCAAUAUACUGAAUCCACUCACCUGGCGCAUCCUAUCUGCGCCGCGUAUCUACUUGGAGUACAUACUCAUCGAGGCGAUGGAGUCCAGCGACUUGUACCUUAAACUAUGUCCGCAGCACGAAGGAGCCAUUCUCACAGGCGCCGAAAAUGUCCUGCGCUCCAGCUAUUGCAAGGAUUAAUAGUAGCCUGUUUACUUAGUAACUUGGUUAGUUUUUUGGCUAAUUGAUGAUGAUAUUUAUCAUUUCUAGUAGUCAAUCAAUUAACCACUAAAUUCGGAAUUGUAUGUAAGCUAUAUCUUUACUUAAUUAGCUAAUUAAUUUUGAUUUUCGCUCAUGUCCAAUGAUUAAUUAGCUAAUUAAUUAAGCAAUUAGUUGGCACUUCCUCAGCACAAAUACUUUAUGUACAAAAUCAAAGAAAGCAGUGCAGGUUCGCGCCACCGCUAAGUUGUUGGAUCAACCAGAGCAGCCACAAAGGUGCGUGUCUGCGCUAUGGGAACAGUUCGAAGCAGUGUUCCCAGUGCGACUUUUAUAGCAGCGCGCUGAGGAGGAACAGUUUGUAUUUUAUAAUAGUAUUUGAAUAGUUCGCAAUACGAAACAAUCAUCAAACCGUUAUUUAUUUUAUAAAAUAAUAUUUUUUUGCAUAUAUUCUUUUUUUUUUUUGAGUUAAAUGUAUGUGUAGUCGUAAUUUAAUGUAAAUAAACAUUAAAAAUGGAAACAAUA
Molecule: messenger RNA, 2594 nt
Organism: Drosophila santomea
Lineage: Eukaryota; Metazoa; Arthropoda; Insecta; Diptera; Drosophilidae
Product: pancreatic triacylglycerol lipase
Exons: 3
Coding region: 432-2054 (540 amino acids)
Biological process (GO): lipid metabolic process
Molecular function (GO): lipase activity; carboxylic ester hydrolase activity
Source: RefSeq, a predicted model, not a curated record